This is a messenger RNA of Manihot esculenta (cassava), 3431 nucleotides long. Its product is annotated as phospholipase D delta. The coding region runs from base 595 to 3171 and encodes 858 amino acids. Lineage: Eukaryota; Viridiplantae; Streptophyta; Magnoliopsida; Malpighiales; Euphorbiaceae. The transcript has 11 exons. The record is from RefSeq and is a predicted model, not a curated record. Gene Ontology annotation, biological process: phosphatidylcholine metabolic process; phospholipid catabolic process. Gene Ontology annotation, cellular component: plasma membrane. Gene Ontology annotation, molecular function: calcium ion binding; D-type glycerophospholipase activity.
AUGGAUGGCUUUAUGCAAUUGAGCAACACCAUCCUAAUCAGGCAGGUGAAGAAAAUGGCUUCCACUGAUUUGCAUGACAUGUCCCGCCAUUUUCGUUGUGGAUUUUCUCCUCUCUUCAUGGAGAUGGUGGUGACGCUUCUAACCCAUCUCUCUUUAUCUCAAGGAAAGAAAAAACAGUAUUCUCAAAAAGAAAAAGGAAAGAAAAAAAGAGUGGGUCUUAUUAUUUUCUACCCUCCUCCCCUGUGUCCGUCCUCUGAUCCGUCGUCUCUUCUUUGCUUCCUUUCCUCAGGAAGAGACAAUUUGUGGAUCAGCUUAUGGGGACUCUUACCUCCGGUUGAUAACUUCACAAGUCUGCAUUCCGUCUGUCUGAAUGGUUGACCUUGUCAUGAGCAUUGAACUUCAUGUGCUUCGGGAUGUAGAUACAACUAUGCAAGCUAUAUUUGAAUAACUAGAUUAAUAUUUUUACAUGUUUAGAGAGGACAUAUUGCAUCUCUAUUCAUACAUAGUUAGGUUGGGAUCUAGUUGAUGAGCUGUGGACCUCUUUUAAGCAUAACUUAGACAUAUAUUUUAUAUUUGCCUGUUCAACAAGUUGCAAUGGCUAGUGGUAGUGGAAGUCCCAACAAGACAGAAUCUAGUGGGGUUCUGGCUUCCAUGGAGCCUGUUUUCUUGCAUGGUGAAUUGGAUGUGCGAAUCAUCGAAGCUAGGUCUCUUCCAAAUAUGGAUUUACCUGCAGAACAUAUGAGAAGAUGCUUUACUGUGUUUGGAAAUUGCACAAGCCCAUGUGGAAAUAAGGAAACAACGCAGUCACGAAGACAUUCAAUGAUCACAAGUGACCCUUAUGUAUCUGUUUGCCUUGCAGGGGCAACUGUUGCUCAAACUAGAAUCAUUGCCAACUGUGAGAACCCAUUAUGGGAUGAGCAAUUCUGUGUGCCAGUUGCACAUCCUGUAGUAAAAGUGGAGUUUCAUGUUAAGGAUAAUGAUGUGCUUGGGGCUGAACUAAUUGGAGUUGUAGAAGUACAUGUUGAGAAAAUCUUCUCAGGAAGUAUGAUUAAUGAUUGGUUUCCGAUCAUUGGCACUAAUGGAAAUUCUGCGAAGUCUGAACCUUUGCCUGAGUUGCAUAUCUCCAUUCAGUAUAAGCCAGUUGGUGAAAACUCUUUAUACAAAGAUGGUAUCGGUGCUGGACCAGAUUACAGAGGAGUUCCUGAUACAUACUUUCCACUUCGGAAAGGGGGGAAGUUGACUUUCUAUCAAGAUGCUCACGUACCUGAUGCAAUGCUACCUGAAAUUCCACUUGAUGGUGGAAACGUGUUCCAGCAUAAUAGAUGUUGGGAAGAUAUAUGCCAUGCCAUCUUGGAAGCCCAUCACCUGAUAUAUAUUAUAGGGUGGUCAGUAUUCCAUCCUGUCAAGCUCGUGAGGGAACCAACAAAGCCAUUACCUUCUGGGGGAGAGCUUACCCUAGGGGAAUUAUUGAAGUACAAGUCACAGGAAGGUGUCCGAGUGGUUUUGCUGAUAUGGGACGAUAAAACUUCGCAUGACAAGUUUUACUUGAAAACGGAUGGUGUCAUGCAGACCCAUGAUGAAGAAACUAAAAAAUUUUUCAAACACUCUACUGUCCAUUGUGUGCUUGCACCUCGUUAUGCCAGCAAUAAGCUUAGCAUUUUCAAGCAACAGGUCGUAGGAACUCUUUUUACACAUCAUCAGAAGAGUGUGGUUCUUGACACUCAAGCUUCAGGAAAUAAUCGGAAAAUUACUGCUUUCAUUGGUGGCCUGGAUUUAUGUGAUGGAAGAUACGACACUCCUGAACACAAGCUCUUUGGUGAUCUUGACACAAUCUUUGAUAAUGAUUUUCAUAAUCCGACAUUUACAUCCAAUGUCAAAAGCCCAAGGCAACCAUGGCAUGAUUUGCAUUGUAAAAUCGAGGGUCCAGCUGCAUAUGAUGUAUUGAAAAAUUUUGAACAAAGAUGGGGAAUAGCAGCAAAAUGGCGGGACUUCAAGCUCAGAAAGGUUACUCAUUGGCAUGAGGAUGCAUUGCUAAGGUUGGAACGCAUUUCAUGGAUACCCACACCCUCUCCUGGUCCUGAUGGUGACAAAAAUGUGUACGUCACUGAUGAAGAAGAUCCUGAGAAUUGGCAUGCACAGAUAUUCCGGUCUAUUGACUCUGGGUCUGUGAAGGGUUUUCCAAAAGCUACUGAGGAAGCUGUGGCUCAGAAUCUUGUGUGUGCGAAAGACCUAACAGUAGAUAAGAGCAUUCAUACUGCAUACAUAAAAGCAAUUAGAUCAGCGCAACAUUUCAUAUACAUUGAGAAUCAGUAUUUUCUUGGAUCUUCCUACUAUUGGCCAUCGUACAAAAAUGCAGGUGCUGAUAAUUUAAUCCCUAUGGAAUUGGCCUUCAAAAUUGCCAGCAAAAUCAGUGCAAAUGAGCGUUUCUCGGUAUAUAUAGUAAUACCAAUGUGGCCAGAGGGUGUCCCUUCUAGUUCUGCUGUGCAGGAAAUUUUGUUUUGGCAGGGGCAAACAAUGGCCAUGAUGUACAAGAUUAUUGCUAAGGCACUUGAAGAUGCUGGCCUUUCUGAUCAAUAUCACCCACAAGAAUAUUUGAACUUUUAUUGCCUGGGUAAACGUGAAGUUUCAUCUGAACAAAAUCCUUCCCAGAUAAACCAACAAUCUGACAACCGUACACUGGCAUCAGUUCAAAAAUACCGCAGAUUUAUGAUUUAUGUACAUUCCAAAGGGAUGAUAGUUGAUGAUGAAUAUGUGCUCGUAGGAUCAGCAAACAUUAACCAGAGAUCCUUAGAUGGUUCAAGGGACACAGAAAUUGCAGUGGGUGCUUACCAACCGACCUACACAUGGGCUGGAAAAAAAUCUCAUCCGCGUGGCCAGAUAUAUGGUUAUCGGAUGUCUCUUUGGGCCGAGCACCUUGGCAUCCUCGAGGAGGAGUUCCAAGAACCAGAGACUUUAGAAUGCAUAAAGCUUGUCAAUACGCUCGCCAAAGACAACUGGAAAACAUAUGUUGAUGAGGAGAACAAAGAGAUGAGAGGACACCUAAUGCAAUACCCGGUUCAGAUCAGCAGAGAUGGAGAAGUUAGUGCAUUGCCAGAUCAUGAAACAUUUCCUGAUGUUGGUGGCAAAAUUCUUGGAUCACCCACCAAUCUUCCUGAUGCUCUAACCACAUAACAUUCAGUUAGAUUUGCAAUGAAGUUCACCAGACAUGUAAAUGAGUUUAUACACUGAAAUAUAAUAGGAAGAACGAGUGAGCUAAGCCUUGAAAAGGCCAAAACACUGAGCAGUAAUCUGAGCAUGGACAUUUCUAACAUGUAAUUACAUCUGUGGACCAUAAGUUUGGGGAGAAAACUUCCGAGUGAUACUAGAGAGUUGAUAAUAUAGAAGAUAGUAUAAAUGAAAACAUGCUUGCCAUUCAUAUUGUGAUUGCUAAU